Messenger RNA from Ziziphus jujuba (common jujube), 1899 nucleotides. Its product is annotated as transcription factor SPATULA. Bases 498 to 1691 code for a protein of 397 amino acids. The transcript is spliced from 6 exons. Lineage: Eukaryota; Viridiplantae; Streptophyta; Magnoliopsida; Rosales; Rhamnaceae. The record is from RefSeq and is a predicted model, not a curated record. Gene Ontology annotation, cellular component: nucleus. Gene Ontology annotation, molecular function: protein dimerization activity.
GUGUUUUUUUGGGAAAAAAAAAAAUCAAUAAAAGACGGCAAGGUAAGGGAUCAUAUUUGAAAAUAUGAAAAGUAAAAAGGAGGUAUGGGCAAAAAAAAAAAUAUGAAUAAAAAAAAGGCCAUAAAACGUCACCCUGGAUGAUUAGCGCGGGAGAGUAAUCAAAUUCUGAUUAGAAGAAGGAGGUUCCAUUUCCAACUAUCAAAACCCCACUUUCGCUUCCCGCAAUUAGAGCCUAAACCCUCUUAAACGCAGAAAGAAAGAAAGAAAAAACAAAGUACAGAGACGGAAAGAAAGAAAGCAGAGCAAGAGAAAAGAAAAGAAAAGAAAAGGAAAAAAAAAAAAGAGAACACGCACGGUUUUCCACAGAAGAAAUGAGAUGCCAAACAAACAAACAAACCUACAGUUUCUGAUUAUUCUGUCCUCCCGCUUUUGUUUUUCUUCUCCCUUUUUUCUGCUGCCUGAGAUUUUUCUUUUUCUGUUUCUUUCUGGGCUAAUUUAUGGCGGAUCUGUACGGAACGGCUCAAUCUUCGGGCACCGGUCUCUCUUCCGAGCCGGAAGAAAUCUCUAACAUUCUCAACCAACUCCUUCACAACUCCUCAUCUCCGUAUUCCUUGGCUUUAUCUUCUUCUUCUUCUUCUUCUUGCAUGUCCUUCAAAACCAAGUACAUGCAUUUACUGCAUUCACCACAGCACCCAAUUGCGUCGUUUCCGGACACCGUAUCAGCCCCCAGACUGUUCGGCUCGGAGGCGGAUCGUCUUCGGUUUUGCGGAUCCACGAACCAGUCCGAUUCCGAUUGCCGAGUCCUGGAUGGGAACUCGGUUGGUGGUGGUUCGUCUGCCGUCGCGGCGGAUUCUUCUUCUGGAUUUUUCUCUGAACCCGACGCUUACUUUGAGGAGGAGUUGAAGGGAGGCCUCGAUAACACUCUAUCUUCUGCUGGAGUUGCGGAUUCUGAUGCUAACACGUACUUGAAAGCAAGGAGGAUUUCACCUGACAAUGAUCUCGGCGACUUCAGCUGUGAUAGCGAGAAGGGUCCCGAGGCGUCUGAGGUACCAUCAAAUCCAGCAGCACCACCUCGGAGUUCAUCCAAGAGAAGCAGAGCCGCGGAGGUCCAUAAUCUAUCAGAAAAGAGGAGGAGGAGUAGGAUAAAUGAGAAAAUGAAAGCCUUACAGAACUUAAUUCCAAAUUCUAACAAGACGGAUAAGGCUUCAAUGCUUGAUGAAGCAAUUGAAUAUUUGAAGCAGCUUCAGCUUCAAGUUCAGAUGCUAUCUAUGCGAAAUGGGAAUCUGCACCCAAUGUGCUUACCAGGAGUACUGCAGCCUCUGCAAUUGCCGCUGCCUCAUACUGGAAUGGGCUACAAUGAGGGUAAUAAAUUUCUGAAUUCCAGCAGAGGACUAAACGCAUUUUCUUCGAAUGAAGAGAGGCCAAUGCAAUCUGCCUAUAAUCUUUCCAACUCGUGCAACAUCUCAAAUCAGCCAACUAUCAUACCUUCAGUCUCAGACAUUACAACUUCAGAAGCUGCGCUUGGUUUCGAACAAUCAAUUCAGGCUCACUACAGACCCUUUAAUCUUCUGGCAUCUUCCGAGGAAAUCAUCGCAGAUGGGAAAUCACACUUGCAAUUAGAUACAAGUCAUACUGGAAAGAAUUGUUCGUCAGAUGUUGAUGUCUUAUCUUUAAAAAGCCCAGAAGUAUAAAACUGUUGCCACAUAUUUAUAGCAGCUCUUUUUGUUCAGACACCACAGCGUUUUACACAUUAUCAUAAAAUCAGGUUAUAUUUAUUUGGCAAAUCGUAACAGGUUGACGCUUGGCAUAAUAGUGGGAUCCCGAUUGUGUUACUUCUUAACUUGUAUAAAUGUUCUCCCCUACUUCUUAAGCUAAGCCAUUAUAUUUUUGUGGUUGGAA